AUGUCUGAUGAAACAUUUAAAAAUAAGAAAAAAAAUACCAAAGCUGCUCUAAUUUCACUAGGAACAAUAGAUAUUACAAAACUAAGAUCUGAUGAUGGUGAUUAUUCAGAUAUAGACAAGACAUAUGCACCAGUAAAAUUGAAUGAUUCAGACAAUGAAGAUAAUUUAUUUAAUGUUGAGGUUUGUUCAGAUAUUGAAUCUGGUUUCAAAACACCAGUGAAUCUACCAAAUAAACCAUCGCCUACAUUUGAAAUAGCAUCAAAUAAAAAACUAAAAUUAUACAACACCUAUAUUUCAACAAAAAAUACCUCAACAUCUUCUUACGUGCUAGCAGUAGAUGAUGAAGUGUCUAUUAACAAAAACCAUUUGAUCUCUUCUCAGCCUGAACUUGAUAGUGAUGAAGCUUUUAAAAAAAACAUAAGAAGAAUUUUGAUUACCCUGAAGUAUGAUGUACAAAAUAUACAUAUACGCAGGGAUGUUCUAGAAACUCUGAUUGAGAAAACUGAUGGUAAACUUUCAGGACAACCAGAUAUCAUUUAUUCAGACAAAGAAGAUAUUAAUAUUAUUAAUAAUGACGAAGAUUUACAAAAGGCAGAAGAUAAAUUAACAAAUGAUGCCUUAUACCGAUCUAAUGUGAUCAGAACUUUGUCUCGGUUUUCAUGCAAUACUUUGGCAGAGACUAUGAGAAAAAUAAUGCAAAUACUAUUCAGCGAUUCAUUUUUAAUGAAGUAUUCUUUUAUUGGUUUUAAAGGUAAAAUCCAAUUUUCUUCAUUACAAUGUUGCUCUGUUAUAUUUGGUAAGUUAAAAUAAAUAUUAAAAUUAAUAAAAAUGUA
This is a messenger RNA of Rhopalosiphum padi (bird cherry-oat aphid), 833 nucleotides long. RefSeq lists its product as uncharacterized. NCBI's taxonomy places the organism in Eukaryota, Metazoa, Arthropoda, Insecta, Hemiptera, Aphididae. The coding region runs from base 1 to 810 and encodes 269 amino acids. The transcript has 4 exons. The record is from RefSeq and is a predicted model, not a curated record.